Cheilinus undulatus (humphead wrasse) is the source of this 2848-nucleotide messenger RNA. It is a transcript of the gene slain1a, whose product is annotated as SLAIN motif family, member 1a. The coding region runs from base 119 to 2020 and encodes 633 amino acids. The record is from RefSeq and is a predicted model, not a curated record. Gene Ontology annotation, biological process: positive regulation of microtubule polymerization; microtubule nucleation; cytoplasmic microtubule organization. The transcript is spliced from 9 exons. Lineage: Eukaryota; Metazoa; Chordata; Actinopteri; Labriformes; Labridae. Gene Ontology annotation, cellular component: microtubule plus-end.
AGUGUGAGAGCGUGUGUAGUAGCUUUAAACGGGGGAAUCUGGACACCCUCUGAAUUGAAUAGGACCCUCUGCAGGCAGGCCGUGCUUUUUUUGCCUCUCUCAAUGUGCUUUUUACCAAAUGGAAGCAGAGGUGUUGAGCCCCCAGAUGAUGGCAGACGUCAAUGGCAACAAUAAAAUCACCAACGCGGAGCUGGAGGUGUUAAAGCUGCAGGAAUUGGUCCGAAAAUUGGAGAAGCAAAACGAACAAUUGCGGACUCGAGCUAACGCUGUAAACAAUUGCUCCGUGGGCCCUCAUCUCCAGACCUCGUUGUCGUGUCUGCACGUUAGUACGCCGUGUGCGAGUGACAAUUUCUCCUGUAAAUAUGACGUUUCAAGUCCGACACAGUCUCAUCCGUGUGCUCCUGCUGGAUCCAGGGGUUCGCCGGAGGAGCCGUUCGCCUAUUUCCAGCCCAGCUCGUCGUCUCCUGACACCGCUGGGGAGGACAGCAGCGCCGAGGGAGAAACUACUGUUUUGGAUGAGGUUGAUAUUUUGGACCUGAACGUCGUGCUCCCUAUUGGAGAGCCUGAUAGCUGGUUAUAUGUGAGCCCUAAAGCCAAGCUGGGUGUCGGUAUCCUCAGCCCUCUACAGUGGUGCAGGCAGGUACUGGACCACCCAGGGCCUGAGGUGGAGCUGGCCAGGAUGACCCUCUGUCACAGACUGGACCAAGCUAAGCGGAGGCGUGGAAUCUCCUCCGUCCGUCCUUACAGCUGUAUAGAAGGGCUCUCCACCCUCAGCUGCCCUGUCCUGCCUUACUCUAAAUCUGCUGCACUAACCGAGUCCUCAGCCCCGUUGCUUUCCUCAAGUCCAUCUUUUAUCCAGCCGACUCCCCCGCUCAGGACCAGCUGCAGCCUCGGAGACAGAGCGCCUACUUUCCUAUCAAACUCCACCCUCCAUAACGUGGGCCGCCGACAUGCAGCGAUCAGCCCUCAGUCUUCCCUUGAUAGUGAGGUUGGUGUGUCAGAGCUGGAGGACGACUCCAUCUCUAUGAGCUACAAACUGCAGGACAUGACAGAUGUGGAGGUCAUGGCACGACUUCAGGAGGAGAGUCUCCGACAGGACUACGCCUCUACCUCAGCCACGGCCAGCCGUCGCAGCUCCAGCUUCUCCUUACACUCCCUCAGGCGCAGCGAGAUGGAUCUGGAGGAGGAGGAUGAGGAGGACGAGGUGUAUGACCAACUCCCUCCUCCUCAGCCCCGACUUUUCCGCACCGGGUCUAUGCAGCGGGGCAGUUUGCCCCACUCCCACACGUUCUCCAGUAUCAGAGACUGCAGACGCAGCUCCAUCACCCCUCAGUUUUCUCUCAGUGGACUCUCACAGUACUCGGGACCCUCCAGCCUGACCACAGACACACACUCAGCGUACAGGAAUAGCACGGAUAAACUACGGAGAAGCAUGCCCAACCUGAUCCGAGCUCCCAGCAUGCCCAGUGUUCCUAGUAUCCCGUGCCUGGCUUCCCCUGUCAAUCCACCCUCAAACGGCCCCUCCUCCCUGCCAACAAUUUCCUCCCUCCGGAGCAGCCAGAGUUUUGACUCAUCCAAUGGGCUUGCACGACUCCAGUCCUCCAUUCCUUCCCCAGGGCAGCUCAUUCAGAGGGUCCAGAGUGUGGGCAACUUCCCGACCACCCCCCGACACCCUCUAAAAGCCACAGCCUACGUAAGCCCCACGGUGCAGCAGGGCCCUACCUCCACCUCUCUGUCCACCUCUGUCAGUUUGCACUCUAUCCCCAGCAGUGCCGCUCUUCCUCAGCCCCUCAAACCCAGCAGCAGCAGCAGUUUGGUACCACAGCCCCUUAAAGCAAGUGCUAACCAGCUAGCUAUUCCUCGCAGCUCCCUCCCUCGACCGGCCUCCUUCGUGGGGACAGGUGGAGUUCCCCGUCCGAGCAAAAUCGGCCAACCCACACGGAGUUUACUAACUCCUCCAAAGAGCCUGGCUGCCCUGAGCGCCCUGAGGGAUGGCAGCUGGAAAGACGGCUGCUACUAAUCCCCGCGCCAAAAAAAAAAUACAAGGUUGAAGAGGUGAACAGGGUAACGCUUCAUGGGACCCGACUGAUUUGAAAUUUUUGCUGUCAGGAGGGGCCCGGUCUUGGGCUGAGACCCAAGAAAGAGUGACUGUUAAUAUUAACUGUUAGUGUGCUCUAAAGGACAGAGUGGAGACUGGAGAUAGAAUGGGUCCAGCAGGCUGGAUCUGUACCUUAACACCUGCUGAAACACCACUGACACAGUUUGAAACAACCAUGCAAUACUCUGAUAAUCAGCUGUUAAAUGUGAACCGGAUCUUCUUUAAUAUUUUGUUGUUUUUUUUAUUUGUUGUUGUGAAUAACUAAGGCUUUCAUUCAACAGAAUGAAAAUUUCUCUCCAGUUGAAUGAUAAGGGAGCAAACUCAUGCUUUGUACAUGCUUUUAAUGAUUUCAUAUGACUAAUUCUGCACUUCUUUUUUUGUCUGAUGGUGGUGGCAGAUUUGAAAUUGAACCUGGAAUUUUCUUACAUCCUGUGCCUGUUUGAAAGUAGUGUAAUUCCUGUCACUUAUAUUUAUUGGCUGGACCUCACAGCACUUUUAUCAGAAAUAUGAUAACACUUAAAUGCAUUAUCUUUGUUGUUUAUUAAGUACAAUAUGACAUUUGUUAAAGUAGGUGUACACACAUUAUCUUUGGUUACUUUCUUUUCAUUAUUGUUUACAUACAGGUUAAUAUUUUUAAUGUUCUUUGAUAAAACAUAACUGCUGCAAUAAUAUUGCACAUGACGCUUUUUAUGGAUGACAAGAAUUUAAAGAGGAGGUGAAUUUUUAGAGUGAAUAAAAGCCUUUCAAAUA